Molecule: messenger RNA, 198 nt
Organism: Caenorhabditis briggsae
Lineage: Eukaryota; Metazoa; Nematoda; Chromadorea; Rhabditida; Rhabditidae
Exons: 1
Coding region: 1-198 (65 amino acids)
Source: RefSeq, a predicted model, not a curated record
AUGGCUGCUAAUUGCAAGAAAAGGCUUCGGUCUGAAGUUGUGGAUACUAUGGAGCCCCCGAAAUUUGUCGCCUACGAUGACUACUUGGCUCUUUUCAACCAUGUCGUCCGCCUGACCGAUAUGGUGAACCACUUGAGAGGUGGAAUUAUUGAAAGUGGAGUUCCGAAACUCAGCCUGCAGAUUGCAAAUACCUGUUAA